Mauremys mutica (yellowpond turtle) is the source of this 2678-nucleotide messenger RNA. It is a transcript of the gene P2RY6, whose product is annotated as pyrimidinergic receptor P2Y6. The transcript has 3 exons. NCBI's taxonomy places the organism in Eukaryota, Metazoa, Chordata, Testudines, Geoemydidae. Gene Ontology annotation, molecular function: G protein-coupled ADP receptor activity; G protein-coupled UTP receptor activity; G protein-coupled UDP receptor activity. The record is from RefSeq and is a predicted model, not a curated record. Gene Ontology annotation, cellular component: plasma membrane. Bases 507 to 1493 code for a protein of 328 amino acids. Gene Ontology annotation, biological process: phospholipase C-activating G protein-coupled receptor signaling pathway; cellular response to pyrimidine ribonucleotide.
GGGCAGAGCGAUCUCCGCGCCAGUGCGGGGCCCCCGGGCCCUUCCCAGGCUUCCCCUCCGCAGGUGGGGAGCAGCCGAUCCUCUUCUGUGGACCCAGGAUGUGGUUGCUGGACUCCCCUGCCAGGACAGAUUUGCUGAUCCUAUCACUCUUGUGCUUCGUUCCUCACUCUGGCACCCGAGACGUCAAUCAGUUGACUUUCCGGUUCUGCUUCUUUUAUUUCCAGCCCUUCGCAGCCUAUAUAACCAUCUCCUCGGGCUGCGCGCCUACCGCUGUUCCCUCGCCAUCCCAGCACUCAACCGGAGCAGGUACAAUAUUCAGACUGGCCCCCUUGAGCUGAGCUGCAGGGAUGCCGUGUUCUGCAAGCAUGGGAGCAAGAUGUAUCCACUUUGGGUAAACCCUCUCUGCCCCGCCAGCCGAGCACCCUGUCCCAUCCGCCUCCCUGAGAACAGCGGAGGCUCUUCUGGCCUGGAAAGCCUGCUGGGUCUAGGCCAAGCCCGGCACGGAGAUGGAGAACCACACCGUGGCUGCAGCGACGAACUCCUGCACCUUCCAUGAGGAGUUCAAGCAGAUCCUGCUGCCCCUGGUCUACUCCGUGGUGUUUGUGGUGGGGCUCCCUCUGAACUUCAUCGUCAUCGUUCAGAUCUGGCUCUCCAGGAAAGUGCUGACCCGCACUGCCAUCUACAUGCUGAACCUGGCCACGGCCGACCUGCUGUACGUGUGCUCCCUGCCGCUGCUCAUCUACAACUACACGCAGAAGGACUACUGGCCCUUCGGGGACUUCACCUGCAAGUUCGUCCGCUUCCAGUUCUACAGCAACCUGCAUGGCAGCAUCCUGUUCCUCACCUGCAUCAGCGUCCAGCGCUACCUGGGCAUCUGCCACCCUCUGUCGUCCUGGCACAAGAAGAGGGGCAAGAGGUUCACCUGGAUGGUGUGUGGCGGGGUGUGGGUCAUCGUCAUCGCCCAGUGCCUGCCCACCUUCGUCUUCGCCUCCACGGGCAUCCAGAGGAACAGGACCGUGUGCUACGACCUCAGUCCCCCGGACCGUUCCGCCAGCUACUUCCCCUACGGCAUGACGCUGACGGUCACGGGGUUCCUCAUCCCCUUUGUCUUGAUCCUGGUGUGCUACUGCAACAUGACCAAGCUGCUCUGCCAGAAGGAUGAGAUGAUAGGCCUGGCCGUGCGCAAAAAGAAGGACAAGGCCAUCCGCAUGAUCAUCAUUGUGGUCAUCGUCUUCGCCAUCAGCUUCUUCCCCUUCCACCUGACCAAGACCAUCUACCUGAUCAUCCGCUCCUCGGCGGGCGUGCCCUGCCUGGUCUUGCAAACCUUCGCCAUCGCCUACAAGUGCACCAGGCCCUUUGCCAGCAUGAACAGCGUCCUGGACCCUAUCCUCUUCUACUUCACCCAGCGCAAGUUCCGGGAGAGCACGCGCCACCUGCUGGACAAAGUGAGCUCCAAAUGGAGGCACGACGCAUGCCGCACCUACAAAUCGUAGGCUCCGGGGAAAGGAGAAUGAGGGGGGAUGUUCUGCUGCGCGGAGGCAGAAGACUGAAUGGCUGUGGCUUUAUCGCAGCCAGCCCUGUUUUACCCAGCAACAGGGAGAGAAAGAGCAGGAGGCAAGGGCUGAUGGUCCUGAGCAUAGCACUGGGAGCCAGGAGCUUCUUAGUUCUACUCCCAGUUCUGGCCAUGGGUGGGUCACUUGGCCUCUCUGUGCCUCAGUUUCCCCAUCUGCAGAAUGGAGAACAAUACUCUGUAAAUAAUAGGUAAAAUGAUGCUGACCUGCCUCACACCUUGGUCAGGGCCCGGAAAGUGCUCUGAGGAUGGACCAGGCUAAGAACAGUUUAUCCUUAAAAUUCCAGCAAACGGCCUGAGCUGGCAAAGGUUACAGUACAGUUGGAAAGAGGGAAGUGAAAAUAAUUGGGCGCAGGCUUUGGGGCUGGGCUAGGUGGUGUCCGAACGCAGUAUUAGUGCGGUUACUGUGGUGCACCGCAGCUGUUACCUCUGAGGAGGAGCGGGACUUUUUGCGGAUCGGCUGCUCAAUAUUAACCGCUGCUCUCUCUAUGGAUUUCAGCAGAACUGCUGAGGAACUGGCGGUCCUUGCCACAGAUCUGACUGGCAAAGCCCUAGCAACCACGCGUGGGGCUUUGCAAUGAACUGUGCUACUGACACUGAUUACAGUGGGCCACAGUCCACGCCAGUGGAGUUGCAGCACAGAUGAGUUGGUCCCAACGCGUUUCAUUGAGAAUGAAGUUUCCAGUGGAUUUGGGGAAUCAGUAAUUAGCAAGUAGUUCAGUGCUUCCUCUGGUUUACGACUACCUAGUUUUUGUGGACAAAAAUCUCUCCCCACAUCCGUCCCCUAUAGGGGAGAUCACCUCUGAGAACCAGCAGUUCGGGAAUGGGGGAAAUCAGCUGCUGCUUGCCAGUGCAUGAAUUACUGGGAUCUGGCCAACUUAUCCACCAGACAGUGUUUUUUCACUGUUUUGCCACAGUAAUUCAGCUGAGUUUCCCAAGCAGAAAGCUGCUUUACUAAUGCAAGGAAAACCUACACUGGGAAUUUAGAGAAGACGGUAGGUCUCUUGGGACCACAUGAGUCUACAAAAGUAUUGAUCCAUAUGGGAGGGCAGGAAAAGCAAAAUCUAGCGAGUACAUAUACAGUAUUAUUGGCUGUUAACAAUGAGAA